CUUUCAACUGUUCACACAAUUACAUGUCAUGCUUGACUUCCAAGUGACACAGGUUCAUGAAGCAAGAUUGAGGAUCGAGGCUCCACUUCGGACAUUAACAUAUUGGCAUGUUCAACAUGCAGCCGAAUUGAAUGGCAUUUCUUGGUCCAUUACCAUUUCGAAGGACCGAGAGGCUUUAAAGAUCAGCGCUACAUCGACCGCAAGAGGCGGCCUCGGGAAGUUGGCAUCAUUGUUCAAAAAGAUGCAUGUAGUUGCCACACAUAAAGGUGCACCGCAUACAGAGUCAAGUUCUUCAAAUAGCACUUUUACUGCAUCGAUUCCGGCAAAUAGGGUUCUUUAUCAAGGCAAAUAUUGUUUCGAUCUCAUAUUCUCCACCAGCGAUGAGCCCUUACUGCCACCGUUGAGCCCAACUGAAGAAACGGAACUUACUAAAAGUCGUAACAUAAUGCAGACGAUGCUAAAGGACAUCUACUCAGUGGAUGUUUGCUUCGCAUUCUGCUCGGACGUGACAUAUGCUAAUGUUGGACUUUGGGCACAUCGCGCUAUCCUUUUGGAAUAUAAGCCUUUCGCAAAGAUGCUUGAGUCUUCAUCUAAGAAGCUAUCGUCACGAGGCAGUAAUGUUAAAAAGGAUAGCAGAGGCGAUAGCAGCAGUUUGGGCGUUCCUCUGCUGAUUUGCAUUGAUGAUUUCUCGAUAACCACUAUGUGUGCAUUGCUCAUGUAUCUUUACACAGGCAAGAUUGAACUCAGUGUGGACGCUAAGAACUAUGCUUUGAGUAUGACGGAUGGUGAACUGGUCGUGAGAGGGCUCAUCAGCCAAACUAAGGAAUCGGUUCGUUGGCCUCCUUUUGACGACACGAGCUCAAUCUGGAAGCUAAGGGACGUGAGAUGGGAUGAAUUGCUCGUGGCUGCUGACCACUUCGAGGUCGAGGGACUCCGAGAUCAUUGUGUGGAGGAGAUAUUGGCAUCAAUUGACGAGUCCAAUGUAUUCUCUAUUCUUUUCAGUACUGGUCGUUCUUUUCCAAAAAUUAGGGAAGGAGCACUUGAAUUCAUGAGUAAUAGGAUGAGCACCUUGAUUAGUAAAGGUGAAAAGGACCCCUUUUUACCCUAUGUGGACCUUCCAGAGUGUCAUAGUGUAAUGUUGGAGCUAUUGCGGUACAAGUUUUCAGACUUGUAAAAAAAAGAGAACGAUCUUUUUCCUCAUCCGCC
Messenger RNA from Lobosporangium transversale, 1206 nucleotides. RefSeq lists its product as hypothetical. Gene Ontology annotation, biological process: regulation of proteolysis; proteasome-mediated ubiquitin-dependent protein catabolic process. Bases 29 to 1174 code for a protein of 381 amino acids. Lineage: Eukaryota; Fungi; Mortierellomycota; Mortierellomycetes; Mortierellales; Mortierellaceae. Gene Ontology annotation, cellular component: nucleus; cytoplasm. The record is from RefSeq and is a predicted model, not a curated record. Gene Ontology annotation, molecular function: ubiquitin protein ligase binding. The transcript is spliced from 2 exons.